Messenger RNA from Artibeus jamaicensis (Jamaican fruit-eating bat), 624 nucleotides. RefSeq names its product atherin-like. NCBI's taxonomy places the organism in Eukaryota, Metazoa, Chordata, Mammalia, Chiroptera, Phyllostomidae. Bases 1 to 528 code for a protein of 175 amino acids. The transcript is spliced from 2 exons. The record is from RefSeq and is a predicted model, not a curated record.
AUGCCGCCGCCGCCCACCCCCUGCGCCGCUAGCGCUGAAGCCGACGCCGCUGCCCUCCCCACCCCGGGGCCCCGGGCUGCAUCCUCCCCAGGACUGCGCGGGGGCGGGAGUUUAGCCCGCUCCGACGACCGCGUGGGGGUGAGCCCGCCCGUCGCCCGACCCCCGGCCUCGACCCCCGGGCUUCGGCCCGCCCGCCCAGGUUCUGCCGCCCCGGCCAACCCCGCCGACGCCGCUCCGCGGACGCGGACGAUGGCUUCGACACAGCUCCUGCUCGAGCUCUCUCGCCGCUUCCGCCUCCAGCAACCGCGCCCCGACCCCGCCCCGAGGUCGCCCCAGGCGCAGGCCCGCCCCGAAGGGUCCCGCGCUCGGGGCACUCCCGGUUUGUCACGGCGGAGGCACUGUCCCAGCGGUGCAGCGCGACCCCGCCCACACGGCAAGUUCCCGGCCCCUGCGGCCUUGCUGCUUUCCGGAACACCAGCCCAGGAAAAGGCGGUGCCAAAAGGGCUUCCAGUUUCCGCCCAUCCAUAAAGAUAAGGAAUUGAGGCCUUGAGCGAUGAAUUAACUGGCCCAAGUGGUGGAAAUAGUGAUUUUGUACUUGAGCCGUCUCACUGCGUAGCCCAUGCU